Candida tropicalis MYA-3404 is the source of this 2046-nucleotide messenger RNA. RefSeq names its product Zn(II)2Cys6 transcription factor. The coding region runs from base 1 to 2046 and encodes 681 amino acids. Gene Ontology annotation, molecular function: transcription cis-regulatory region binding; DNA-binding transcription factor activity, RNA polymerase II-specific; zinc ion binding. The record is from RefSeq and is a predicted model, not a curated record. NCBI's taxonomy places the organism in Eukaryota, Fungi, Ascomycota, Pichiomycetes, Serinales, Debaryomycetaceae. Gene Ontology annotation, biological process: positive regulation of transcription by RNA polymerase II. The transcript has a single exon. Gene Ontology annotation, cellular component: nucleus.
AUGUAUUCUAACAAUCCACAACCAACUAUACCAGUCUCACCAUUAUCUGAGUUUUAUCAUUUUAAUCUGCUUAGUGAGUCGUCUCCUAUUUCUUUAGCGAGCAGAUUAUCCCCAGUAUCUUCAACUCAUGAAAAACAACAUCAAGAACAACAACUGACAACAUAUUAUAAUUCAUUUGAUGAAGAUUUUAAUAGAGUCUUAGGGUAUGGAUCUGUAUCUAUGAUUUCUUUCGAUAAAUCAGAUCCGUCAUCAACAACACAAACUUCGCCAUAUUCUGAUUUUGGUGAUUUCUUAGUUGAUGAAAAAUUCCUUAUAGCAAAACAAAAGCAAAAGCUUAAACCAAGAAAGAAACAAUCUAUUGCAAGAUCAAGAAGAGCAUGUUUAGGAUGUCGAACUAAGAAAUUAAAAUGUGAUGAAACUAAACCAUCUUGUUCAAGAUGUGUUGAAAAAGGAUUAUCUUGUAAUUAUACUUUACAACUACAAUUUAGAGAAGAUGUUGAAGCUAAGGGAAAAAGAUUUGGUAGGGAAGGUAUUAAUUCUUCUGGUAAUACUAAUAAAUUAACUACUGAUUUAUUGGUUAAAAAAGGAAUGAAUUCACAUUAUCAAUUAAUUAAAAAUAAAAAUAAUCUCAAGUUUAUUAAUUUUUUUGUUCAUGAUGUGAAUGAUAAAGAACCAGAAUAUCAUUUGAGUCAUUCGUUACAAUCAUCAAUAAUUCCCCAUGAUGUGAUUUAUGGAUCCGGUAUUAAAGAUGUUAAUGCGUUAGGAUAUGCUUUGAGUUAUUAUAUUGAUUUCAUUUCUCCAAUUUUAAGUCCAGUUGGUAAUAAUUCAAUAACUUAUCAACAAAUAGAAAAUAACCAAGCAAAAUCAAUAGUUAUUGAAAAAGGGUUAGACUUGUCUUCGUUAAUGAAAUAUUCCCAGAAAAACAAUGCUAUUUUCUUCCUUAUACUUUCAUUAGGAUCAAUGUAUUUAUCGAAAUUGAAUGAUAUUUCUGAAAGAGCAGGAUGGUUGAAUAAAGCCAGACAUUUUCAAGAUUUAGGCUUAGGUAAAAUCCAACCAGAAAUAGAGAGACUUAUCAGAGGUGUGGAUACAGAAAAACCAUUUGAUACUGAUUUAUUAGUUUGUUUGGUAUUAUUAAUAUUAUAUGAAUUUGCUAAUGAUUGUGAUAGAAAAUGGACAGUUUAUUUGAAAUUGUGUAAAAAAUUAUUAACUUCAAAAAAUUUCCAUAUUCCAAAAGAAAGUUUAGAAUAUUCAUUAUUGAAAUUUUGUCUUGAAUUUCUUGAUUAUCAAGAAUCCAUGGGUAGAACAGCAUGUAAAGAUGUCAACAUGUUUUUCCUUGAAUUAGAAGAACAAAAUGAAUCUGUCAUGACAAAUCAAGUUAGUUUAGUUAGUUGGAUGGGAUGUGAUAGACGAUUGAUUCCUAUUAUUUCUGAUAUAACUGAUUUAUCAUUUGAAAGAUUUAGAAAUUCCGUUAAAGAAACGGAUUAUUUAACAUUGAGUGAAGAUAUGUUACGUCGAAUUAAUGAAAUGAAAAUAACAUCAAUUGGCAAUAUAUCAACAGAGCCAGAAGAAGUCUGUUUCUUAUUGGCUUGUGAAGUUAAAAGAUUAUCUACUGAAUUAUAUCUUCAAUCAUGUCUAAUGUGUUUAACUCCUGAAGAUGAUACCAUUCAUGAUUUAGUUCAUGAAAUAUUUAAACAUUUGGAAUAUAUCAUAAUUAAAAACGAUCUCCCAUGGUCUAGUUUAAUUUGGCCGGUGUUUAUGGCAAGUUCUCAAAUAUCAUGUAUUGAUCCGAAAUGUGAAGAAUUGAGAUAUUUGGCAUUGUCCAUUUUGGAUAAAUUAGAUUGUAAUUCUUUGGGUAAUAUAGGUAAGACCAGAAAAAUCAUUGUUAAUAUUUGGAAGAAAAGAGAUAUGGCCAAUUCUGAUUUACAAAGUGUUGGUGUGGUUAAUAAAGAUUCAAGAAAGUUCAAGAGAAGAAAGAGAUUGAUGGGAUUUGUUAAUGAUUGGGAGAAAUUUGUCGUUGAAGAAGAUUAUGCUAUUGCAUUAGCUUAG